Cantharellus anzutake is the source of this 2547-nucleotide messenger RNA. RefSeq lists its product as uncharacterized. Gene Ontology annotation, cellular component: urease complex. The record is from RefSeq and is a predicted model, not a curated record. The transcript has 12 exons. Gene Ontology annotation, molecular function: urease activity; nickel cation binding. The coding region runs from base 1 to 2547 and encodes 848 amino acids. Lineage: Eukaryota; Fungi; Basidiomycota; Agaricomycetes; Cantharellales; Hydnaceae. Gene Ontology annotation, biological process: urea catabolic process.
AUGCGCCUUACGCCAAGGGAACUUGAUAAGCUCAUAAUUUACCAAACCGGGUCUCUGGCCCAGCGUCGCCUUGCUCGUGGUCUUAAGUUGAAUCUGGCUGAGGCCAUUGCGGUGAUUGCGUUCCAGUUGCAAGAACGCAUUCGCGAUGGGAAGCAUAGCGUUGCUGAGCUAAUGCAGCACGGAAAGGAGAUUCUUUCCAGGAGACACGUUCUGCCCGGCAUUAGUGUUUUAUUACAUGACGUGCAAGUUGAAGGGACUUUCGAGGACGGGGUAUUCCUUGUGACCGUUCACGAUCCGAUCUGUACCGAUGAUUUGCCCCUCGACAAUGCAUUAUAUGGCUCAUUUUUGCCUGUCCCAUCCAACGCCCUAUUCUCAAUGGAAAAACCGGAACUACAUUCGAGGAAAGCGGCCCCUGGGGCUGUCAUUGUGGGAAAGGAGCCGAUCGUGCUCAACAAAGGAAGGGAGAAAGUUGUGUUGAAAGUGACGAAUACUGGGGACCGCCCUGUACAGAUCGGCUCGCAUUAUCACUUCAUUGAAACGAACCGAGCUCUUCACUUCGAUCGGGCACUUGCAUAUGGAAAACGCCUUAACAUUCCCGCGGGAACGGCUGUGCGCUUUGAACCUGGAGAUACAAGGACCGUUACCCUCACAUCUAUCUCCGGCCAUAAACGUAUUUCGGGAGGCAACAAUCUCGCGACCGGUACGACUUUGGAUCUCAGCCGAACAGACACCAUUGUUCCAACGUUGAUCCAAAGAGGCUUUGGUCAUGUCCCUGAACCCACUGCUAUUAAGAUUCCAGCGUCUGAAAGUGAAUCGGUUGGUGAAUAUGAGAACAUUAUAGGGCGAAAGGCGUAUGCAUCUAUGUAUGGACCUACCUUAGGGGACCGCAUCAGGCUUGGUGACACUGCGUUGUGGAUCGAAGUCGAGAAGGACUACACUGUUUAUGGAGACGAAUGUAAGUUUGGUGGAGGGAAGACUCUGCGCGAGGGAAUGGGCCAAGCCACUGGACGUGGAAGUGAAGAGGCACUGGAUCUGGUCAUUACAAACGCAUUGGUUAUUGAUGCGUCAGGGAUCUUUAAGGCCGACAUUGGCAUUUCUCGGGGACACAUUGUUGGUAUAGGGAAUGCUGGUAACCCUGACAUCAUGUCCUCUGUGACGGACGGCAUGGUCGUGGGUUCUACGACCGAAGUUAUCGCAGGCGAACAUCUCAUAGUUACAGCUGGGGGUGUUGACGCGCACGUUCAUUACAUCUCGCCAACGCAAUGGCCCGAAAGUCUGGCUUCUGGUGUGACUACUAUGAUUGGAGGUGGAACGGGCCCGAGCGCCGGAACUAACGCCACGACUUGUACUCCCAGUCCGUGGUAUUUGGAAACGAUGCUGAAGAGCACAGAUAGCAUCCCAAUGAACUUUGGCUUCACUGGAAAGGGGAAUGAUUCUGAACCGAAGCCUCUGGAGGAAAUCAUUAGGGCUGGGGCAUGUGGGUUGAAGCUUCACGAAGACUGGGGCUCGACACCUGCCGUUAUUAGGAAUGCAUUGGACGUUGCGGACAAAUACGACGUACAGGUCAACAUUCACACUGACACCCUCAACGAAAGCGGGUUCGUCGAAAGCACCAUCGAGGCGUUCGGUGGCAGGACAAUUCACACUUAUCACACGGAAGGAGCUGGGGGUGGACAUGCGCCGGAUAUCAUCGUGGUUUGUGAACAUGAGAAUGUUCUACCGUCGUCAACAAACCCGACUCGGCCAUACGCUCGCAACACGUUGGACGAGCACCUGGAUAUGUUAAUGGUCUGUCAUCACCUUGACCGUUCCAUCCCCGAAGAUCUGGCCUUUGCAGAAUCCCGUAUUCGAGCGGAGACAGUCGCAGCCGAAGAUGUUCUCCACGACAUUGGUGCAAUUUCCAUGAUUUCGUCUGACUCUCAAGCAAUGGGACGCGUGGGAGAAGUCAUCAGUAGGACAUGGAGAACAGCAAGUAAAAUGAGAGAGAUCAGCGGACCCCUGAAAGACCUAGGAGACGAAGAGGGGAAGGAUAAUGGUAGAGUGAAGCGAUACGUUUCCAAGUAUACGAUUAACCCCGCGAUUACGCACGGAGUGAGUCACUUGGUAGGCGCAGUGGCUCCAGGUUUGCUUGCAGAUCUCGUUCUCUGGCGUCCGGAAAACUUUGGCUCUAAGCCCGAAAUGGUGCUGAAGUCCGGCGUUAUCACCUGGGCUCAGAUGGGAGACGCGAAUGCCUCAAUCCCGACGGUGCAACCCGUGCUUCCACGUCCCAUGUGGGGUGCUAAUUCUUCGGCUGCUGCUGCCAACUCCGUAUCCUUCGUAUCAAAGGUGUCCGUUGAAUCAGGUACAAUUAAGAAGUACCACCUCUCCAAGCGCAUCGAAGCUGUACGCGAGUGCCGUAGCGUGAAGAAAGCCUCUAUGAAAUGGAACUCAGCAACGCCUAAGAUGAAGGUUGAUCCAGAAACAUACGCUGUAACGGCGGAUGGGGUAUUGGCGGAUGUAGCGCCAGCGACGACCCUCCCACUGACACGUCGCUACAACAUCUUCUAG